AGGAUGGACAUGAGACCGAGAAGAGACGACGGACAAAAGAGAAAAAAUAUCUGGAAAAAAAUCAAAAUAGUCAAAUAAGGAUUUAUUCUGUUUUAUUCUGAGACAUUUUAACCUCCACUUUUUCCAUUUUCCCACUUUUUAUUUUUCAGAAGGACUCGUUUUUUUGCCGCUAAGGACCUCAGAAUCAAAAAAAGGAAUAUUUUCACCCUUUAAAUAGUGAAUAUAAAGACACACCUUCUACCUCAGCCUAAGGAUUAUGGUGGAGUUUGCUCCGUCUGAGGAUCUGAAGGAGGAUCAAAAUGCUGAAAUGUAAAGUUCACAGUUAUCUCUGCUGCCUGUGGGUCGCCUCACUGCUGCUGCUGCGGGAUCUAAGCAGUGCAGCUCCCACAGAGGCCCAGUUCAGCCCAUGUAGCAUCACUGUGUCUGAACCAGAGUCCAAACUGGACUCCAUCUCACUGACUGUCACCACACCUGGACAGAACUGCUCCUUCACCGUGACGUCUGCGGACACCGGAGCAGAUGGCGUCGAAUGUAGAAGAAGAAGAGAAGGAGACGAGGAGAUAGAGACCGGUGAGAUCGGAGGAAAGGAGCGAGGGGAGAAGGAGACGAAGGAGGAGACAGGACCUAAUUAUUUGGAAACAAACGAGCUCGGAGUUGAGGAUGAAGGGAACAAAGAGACGGGAGAUGUUUUUACCUGCGUGUUGGAUCACCUGGAGCCUGGAACCACCUACCAGCUGCAGGUUCAGUCCCAGCGAGACGAGGAGACGGAAAACAUCACGCUGCACACCACGCCGUCAGCAGUGAGCGGCCUGACGGUGACCUCCAGGACCUCCAGCAGCCUGGGCCUCUCCUGGCAGGCCGGUCCGGGCAGGACGGAGCGCUUCAGGCUGCAGCUGUGGGAUCAAACAGGUCUGCUUAGGAACAAGACAUUAGAGAGCACAGCCACACAACACACACUCCUCGACCUGACGCCGGGACGUCUCUACAAUGUUACCAUGGUAACGGAGGCUGGCGGGCUGCAAAACAGCCAGACGACGGAGGCCCGGACAGUUCCCGUCGCUGUCUCCAACCUCACUGUCAACCACAACGACAGCAAAAGCUUUUUGUUGUCAUGGCAACAACCUGAGGGUGACCUGGACGAGCUCGUCGUCACCCUCUCGACCAAUGGCACAAGUGGCUGGGACAUGACGCUUCCUCCAGACGCCACAGAGGUCGCCAUCCAUCAGCUGACUCCUGGCUCAGCCUAUCACAUCUCAGCGACGACCAGGAGCGGCGAGCUAACGAGCCAAGCAGAAAUCAACGUCAGGACAGCUCCAGCAGCGGCGUCCCUCCUCUCCCUGUCUGCCGCCUCCUCUGGUGGCCUCUUCCUGUCUUGGACGCCCCCGGUUGGACACUGGGAGAGCUACACGGUGUUCCUGUUCGAUGGCUCCCAGCAGUUAGUCAGCACCGCUCUGGACCGAGAGACAGCGAACUUCAGCUUCCCCGGGACGGGACUAACGCCUGGGAGGCUGUACAAAGCUGUGCUGAGAGUGGAGAGUGGAGGAGUGACGGCCGAGAGCAGCUGUGAAGGAGCAACAG
Messenger RNA from Plectropomus leopardus (leopard coralgrouper), 1578 nucleotides. The record is from RefSeq and is a predicted model, not a curated record. Lineage: Eukaryota; Metazoa; Chordata; Actinopteri; Perciformes; Serranidae.